Molecule: messenger RNA, 4602 nt
Organism: Colossoma macropomum (tambaqui)
Lineage: Eukaryota; Metazoa; Chordata; Actinopteri; Characiformes; Serrasalmidae
Gene: aplp1
Product: amyloid beta (A4) precursor-like protein 1
Exons: 17
Coding region: 167-2344 (725 amino acids)
Biological process (GO): axonogenesis; central nervous system development
Cellular component (GO): plasma membrane; Golgi apparatus
Molecular function (GO): transition metal ion binding; alpha-2C adrenergic receptor binding; heparin binding
Source: RefSeq, a predicted model, not a curated record
GAGAGAGAGAGAGAGAGAUUGGAGCCAGGCACCGAGCGGCCAGACACGAAGCAGACGCAGCUCACGUUAAUGCGCACAGCGUUUAGCGCAGCAUUAGUACACGAAUAAACGACGAGAAAAGAAGAGAAAGAAGAGAAAGGAGAGAAAGGCGAGCGAAACAGAAAGGAUGGGACAUAAAGGGGCAUUAAUAUUAAUGACUUUACUGUCCUACUGCGCGUGGAGAGAUGCUGAGGCUCUGGCUAUGACUGAGGCGAAUGGACCGGUGGGGGGCCCUCUGGUGGUCGAGCCUCAGAUUGCGAUGUUCUGUGGUCGUCCUCUCCUGCACAUAAACACUGAGACCGGGCAGUGGGAGCCGGACCCUCAGGGCCGUCAGGGCUGCUUCACUCAGCCUAACAAAAUCCUCUCCUACUGCCAAGAGAUGUACCCAGGUCUUCAGAUCUCUCAUGUGGAAGAGGCCUCUGCUCCAGUGACGAUCCCAGCGUGGUGUAAGAAAGGGUGGGGUCACUGUCAGACUCGUCAGUUCAUCGUCAUCCCCUACCGCUGUCUGGUAGGAGAGUACGUCAGUGAGGCUCUCCUGGUUCCUGAUCGUUGUCGGUUUUUACAUCAGGAGCAGAUGGACUCCUGUGAGAGCUACGUCUACUGGCACAACAUCGCCAAAGAGGCUUGUACAGCAGACAGUCUGGAGUUGCAUAGUUAUGGGAUGCUGUUGCCAUGUGGCGACCGUUUCCGGGGAGUGGAGUAUGUGUGCUGCCCAGGCCGAAGUGGGGCAGGUGGUCGUGGAGAACCAGAGGGAGUGGACUCAGCUCAGGGGGCAACUCCACCUCUAGUGUCCCUGUCAGGGGAGAAAGAGGCCACAAGUGUGAAGGUGACGCCCCCCACUCCCAGCCCCUCCCCUGAAACAGACAUAGAGGAGGAUGACAUGGAGGAGGAAGAGGAGGCUGUGGAGGAGGAAGAGGAGGAAGAAGCGAAUGAGGAAGAGCAGGCCGAGGCAGAGGAGGAAGAGGAAGAGGAAGAGGAAGAAGAUGAGGAAGACGAUGAAGCAGCAGCCACAGCAGCGAAGGACCCUGAGGAAUACGAAUAUUCCAUCGACUCCGGACCCUAUCAGGCAUCGGACUACCUGGACAACUUCUACUAUGACAAAUCCGGAAAAUCUGCGACACAACAGCCCCAAACCCGCGGAGACAGCUUGCCCACUCCUCGUCCUACAGACGGAGUGGACGUUUAUUUUGAAAUGCCCAGUGAUGACAGCGAACAUGCUAACUUCCUCCGUGCCAAGAUGGACCUGGAGGAGCGGCGGAUGAAGCGCAUCAAUGAGAUCAUGAAGGAGUGGGCAGAGGCAGACAACCAGUCCAAGAACCUCCCCAAAUCUGACCGCCAGGCACUGAACGAGCAUUUCCAGGCGGUGCUGCAGACUCUGGAGGAGCAGGUGGCCGGUGAGAGGCAGCGGUUGGUGGAGACUCAUCUGGCCCGCGUUGUGGCCACUCUGAACAACAACCGCAGACUGGCUCUGGAGAGUUACCUCAGCGCAGUACAGAGUGACCCCCCACAGCCGGAGCGUGUGCUGCAGGCUCUGAAGCGUUAUCUGGCUGCGGAGCAGAAGGACCGGCGACACACACUGCGUCACUAUCAGCACAUCGAGUCUGCGGACCCUCAGAAGGCCGAACAGAUGAAGUUCCAGGUGUACACUCACCUUCACGUGAUCGAGGAGAGGAUGAACCAGAGUUUGGCUCUGCUGUAUAAAGUCCCCACCCUGGCUGAGGAGCUCCACGACGAGAUCCAGGAGUUAUUGCGGACAGAGAGAGGAGAUAUCAGUGAGUUGAUGACCACUUCGUUCUCUGAGACUCGCACUACGGAGGAGCUGCUGCCUGCGGAGAGUGAGGAAGAGAAGGAUGAUGAAGAAGAAGAGGAGAGGGAGUUCCAGAACCGACCUUACCCACCCCGCACAGACCCACAGCCGAGCAAUAAGAAAGUGUCUGUGGACGAGUACGAUUACACCACUUCUGAGAGAGGUCCCACCUACGAAUAUGAGGAGAAGAUCAACACCUCAGUGGAGCUGAAACAGGUGGUCUACAAGUCCUCAGGAAUCCAGAGAGAUGAGCUGCAGCCGGACGUUCUGGAGACGUUUAACCGCGGCGCGAUGGUGGGACUGCUGGUGGUUGCCGUGGCGAUCGCAAUGGUGAUGGUCAUCAGUUUGCUGCUGGUGCGUCGCAAACCGUAUGGCACCAUCAGCCAUGGAAUCGUAGAGGUUGACCCUAUGCUGACCCCAGAAGAGAGGCAGCUCAGUAAGAUGCAGAACCACGGCUACGAAAACCCCACCUACAAAUUCUUUGAGCAAAUGAACUAAAGGAAAAAAUGUAUAUGUAUAUGUAUACCCACACCCCCCCCGCUCACGUCCUGUUUACUAGCAGGGGUUUCCAUAGCAACCCUCCCCUCCCCGUAUACCGUAUGUACGUUUCCAUGACCGAUGUUCAAAUUGAAAAAUCAAACAUGGCACGCAAAUAGGGAGUUUGCACUAAAACAUUAACCCAAAACGCCCUCAAAAACGAGGAGAGGAGUCUAAUCAGCGAAUCGGGGAGUAUACAUAUGUGCGUGUAUGUUUCUUAUCCCCAAAAAUUACUAUUAUUUUUUUGUUUAGACGGAUGCUGAAACCAUGGCAAGGCUUACACUUCAUACAAUCAUCCAGAAAACAAUGCUGAAACAGUUUCAGUUUCUGGAGUAGUUUCAGCGUCCCUCUGUUUUUGAGUGAAAUAUGUGUCUAACAUGUCGUAGAGCACUUUUUUAAUGGUUUUCAUUUGAAAGAAAUUGAUUUAAUGUGAAACUGUGAGGAUGAAAUUAUAUAUUUUUAUUUCAAUAUCCAAAAACUUCUGUGAGGGAACUCCAAUGUAGCCCCAAAAAUGGACAAACUCAUCCACAGAAAUGUUAAAACGGUCACUUAACUGCGUUUUUAAGUUCUCUGGGUUAACGCAUACUGGGGGGGGGGAGGAUAGGCCAGUGGUCCGCGGGUGGGGAGAACCAUCUCUCAGCCGAUUCUCACUCUGCUAUGUCAUUUUUCACGUGAAUAAAGAAUCCCAUCAUCGCUCCAAAUGUACCACAAACCUAAUCGAUUAGCCCUAAAGUUAUUUUUUAUCAAUUAUCAUUAUUUAUUGUUCCGCUUCUUAGAAAAAAAAAAGAAAAGAAAAGAAAAUCGGAGUAACCUACAGUCCAUUAACUUAAAGAAGAGCAUGCUGAAUUUGGUGUAUGAUGCUAUAAACGUACUUGUGUUGUUCCUGUUUUUUGCUUUUCGAUGAACUUAAAAUGUCACAGUUAGACAGCAACGUGUAUAUAACUGAAGGUAACUAAAAAUAGACGUUUUUAAUCGUUAAUUUGUAUCGACGCGAUGUGUGGAGUAUCGAACUUUAAAGAUGACUUUGUGCUGCUCACACAGAGAGAGAAAAAAAAACAAAAAAAAACAAUUUCCUAACAUGGCUGAAUGAAAACGGACUGUUGUAUAAACCAGCACAAGACAACGACACAGUUAACUUGACUGAAUGUAUCUUUAGGUAGACUUCGACUCCAUGAGCUUCUUAUUUUUUCGGACACGUGCCACGUAGUCUGCUAGUACUCGGUAGUGAGUAGUUUAGUUGGACUUGCUAGGCUCUCUGUUUUCAUCCAGUAGUUUGAAGGCCGUCAUCGACUAAUAGCCUCUUUUCGAAGGAGUUUUUCAAGGUGGAACGCUUGGAGACUCACCGUGGGGGAAAAACUCGACUUUUUUGACGUGCGAUGUUCAAAUUUGUUUGAUAGCGGAGGUUUAUGUUGUCGUCUGUUUCGAUUCUAGCACACGAUAGCGAGAUAUGUCGGUGUCCUUGCUGUGAUGAACCUGCUUUAAAAAUAAAACAAACGCAACACUAAAUGUUAGCCUGCAGUGGAAAGGAGGUCUCUUGCUCACCUUCGGGAAUGGAGAAAGAUGAGGUUAUCCUGAGAAAACUGUACCAUUUCUUUGUGGCAAGACUCAACUGACAUUCCUUAACCGUGCUCUUUCCUCUGAAAUAGCGGCGUAGCUGGGAAACUCAGACCAAAACCAUUUUAACAAUCGCUACCUUUUCUGACUAGCACUUUUUCAUCAGCCGAACUAACCAAGCAGAUAGGUGAUUUAAAGGAGUACACCAACAUUUUCCAAGGUAAUCUCAGUCUGUUGCACCUAUGGCGUGGCCAGUUAUCACGGACAAUUUAUCUUUUAAUUUUGAAAGACCAGAAACUUUGUUCAAGAAUAGAAGCCAAUGGGCAGAUGCUAAAGCGACUGCCCAUAGACUUCUAUUAUAAGUGUUAUUCAAGUCAACCAGUUUUCUGUCCUUUUCUAAGUACAGCAAAACAUAUUGAGUGUGUUUACAUGCCCUUAAUAAUCCGAUACCUGCCGAAAAUCUGAUUUUGUCGGUAAUCCGAUCAACACACUUGAGUUAUCAGAUAAUGAGGAAACUCCAGGUCUGCAUGAGACAGGCAGUAAUCAGUUUUCUGCUUUGCACAGAACUCACAGAAGAAGAUGUGACGUAAAACGUGCACCACUUUACCUAAAAAUAUGAACAUACAUCAUAUAGAACAUGAAUAAUUAAAUGCUUCAUUUUGUCA